Messenger RNA from Cylicocyclus nassatus, 480 nucleotides. The record is from the annotation of a GenBank genome assembly. NCBI's taxonomy places the organism in Eukaryota, Metazoa, Nematoda, Chromadorea, Rhabditida, Strongylidae.
AUGAUGUUGGCAUCUUCAAAAUCUUUUGUGCUCAAAUCUAUGAUAUUGUCGUGUUUUGCUACUCUUUCAGUCAUAUUCUAUGGAGACAGACUCCGCACCGAAAAUCUAGAAUGGCAAGAAGCAGCAUUCCUCGCAAAAAACAAAAGUCACAUAUUGCCACCCUUUAUUAGAUAUCGAGAACAGUAUUUGGUAAUAGACAAGUAUCGCCUUGCCACUUGCCAAAUAGAAAAAAUAAUGAGUACAAUUAGAGGAGCUAUAUUUUGCUUUCUCACCGACUCGAAAAAAUUUUUGGAGCAUAACAGAACCAUUAGCAACGAACCGUGGAAAAAGAAGGAAAGGUUUUGCAAGGAGCGGAGUUACGUCCACGAAGAUCUUGAUAAAACUUUGAAGAAUAUGGGGCAAGAUGCUGUCUUGUUUACGAUUGUGAGAGACCCUGUAGAACGACUGAUAAGCGGUUUUGUAGACAAAUGCUUGAGGUGA